This is a messenger RNA of Nymphaea colorata (pocket water lily), 1344 nucleotides long. RefSeq names its product GDSL esterase/lipase At5g14450-like. The transcript has 5 exons. Bases 4 to 1182 code for a protein of 392 amino acids. Lineage: Eukaryota; Viridiplantae; Streptophyta; Magnoliopsida; Nymphaeales; Nymphaeaceae. The record is from RefSeq and is a predicted model, not a curated record. Gene Ontology annotation, molecular function: hydrolase activity, acting on ester bonds.
GAGAUGGGUGUGGUGAUGGUGGCGGUGGCGGUGGCGGUGGUGGCGGUGGCGGCGCUGCUGCAAAGGUGUGAAGGAGGGUGGGGAGGCGACGGCGUCAUGAAGGCCAAGGUGAACGUGACGGCCGCCUGUAGCUUUCCGGCGAUGUUCAACUUCGGGGACUCCAACUCCGACACCGGCACCAAUGCUGCCUGCUUCUACAGGUCCGUCUCCCCCAAUGGCAUCACUUACUUCAAUAAGCCAAGCGGCCGCGCCUGCGACGGCCUCCUCCUCGUUGAUUUCUAUGCCAUGGAACUAAGCUUACCGUUUCUGCAUCCGUAUCUGGACUCAAUCGGACCAAAUUUUCGGGGAGGAGCAAAUUUUGCGAGCGGUGGAUCGACGAUCCGUCCACAAAACAAGAGUUUUACUCAAGGUGGUGCUAGCCCUUUCUCUCUAGACUUUCAGUCAUACCAAUUCAUGGAACUGAAGCAGAGAUCCAAUGACUCCAUAAAUGAAGGCUGCUGGUUUGCAGGCAUGCUUCCGCGAAUGGACGAUUUCACCAAUGCUCUAUAUACGAUUGAUAUCGGACAGAACGAUUUAGCGGCCGCCUUCUCAUCCAUGACAAACGAUCAAGUCCGUGAUACCAUUCCGGAUAUUCUUGCCGGAUUAUCGCUUGUUGUAGAGAACUUGUACUGGCAAGGAGCAAGAUCAUUUUGGAUCCACAAUACGGGUCCAAUUGGAUGCCUGCCCUACUCGGUCAUUUUCAAACCUGCAGAGGAUGGGGAAAUAGAUGAGGUUGGAUGUAUUCAGUCACACAACGAGGUGGCUCAGGAGUUCAACCAUAAGCUGAAGCAACUGGUCUCUAAACUCAGGAAAGAGCUCCCACUUGCUGCACUCACUUAUGUCGACAUUUACUCUGCAAAAUAUGCAUUGAUCAGCCAGGCCACCAAUCUAGGUUUUGUUGAUCCUUUCAAGAUCUGCUGUGGGCAUGCUACCAUGGACUACAUCGUUGGCUGUGGAAAUGAAAAGAUGGUGAACGGCACCAAAAUUCAAGGAACUUCAUGCAGCGACCCCCUGACUUAUAUCAGCUGGGACGGCGUCCACUACACCCACCGAGCCAACGAGAUGAUCGCCAGGCAGGUCAUCGAUGGCUCCUUAUCGGACCCUCAAAUUCCUCUUUCCGCGGCCUGCAACCGGGUCGGCUAGAGCACCGCUAAUUCAUGUACAUUUGCCGGCCGGCGAUCGGAAACACGGCCGCCGCCUCAACAUGAAAGUGAUCAAAAUUUUAGGUUUGAAAUGCAUAGCUUGUAGUGACCGGUAGCUUUGGAUGAAUGAAUAAUGUGAAUAGAAGAGGGUUGUGUUGGUUUC